GCCCUGAUUUUUGCAAUGCUUUCGCAAUGCGAUCGGACGGGGUGUUUGCCCAAUCAGGUUGAAGUCAAUGGCACAUGCCCAGCCAUCCUCUCUGACCUUCAGCCAGGCUGCAAAUACAGCUAUCAAAGUACACCUCACCCCAGAUCUGUGCUACAUGACUGGCUGCUGCUACUGGCAAGUUCUUUGGUUGGUAAUAGUUCACGGUUUCAGUUGUCUGCUGGAUCUCACACUAUGGGUAUUGUCAGGGGACUUGUCUUCAUCUUGUUCAUUUAUCACAUCAGUGACGCAAAGAGGCUUUUGGUGUACAAAACUGACACAAAAGAUAAAUCUCAACCAAUUCCGAAACAAAAAGUUAAUUAUGUCCCAAAAUCCAAGUUCCGCUUGUACACCAGCGGCGAUGCCAUGGACGAUACUUGUAUGAUCCUGCCCUUCGACUCUGGGACCCUGGACCAGUGCAGCUUCAACAGCACUGCCCCCCUGGUCAUCAUUGUCCAUGGGUGGUCGGUGGAUGGGAUGCUGGAGAGCUGGGUGAUGAAGCUGGCAGCGGCCCUGAAGUCAAAGCUGAGGUACAGCAAUGUGGUCAUCUCUGAUUGGCUCUCCCUUGCUCAUCAGCACUAUGCGAUAGCAGUGCAGAACACACGGCUGGUCGGCCAGGAGAUCGCAGACUUGUUGGAAUGGCUGGAGGAGUCCCACCAGUUUUCUACAGAGAAUGUUCACUUGAUCGGGUACAGCCUUGGCGCUCAUGUCUCAGGAUUUGCUGGUAGUUAUGUCAGUGGCUCCAGGAAGAUUGGAAGAAUUACAGGCCUGGACCCUGCAGGUCCCCUAUUUGAAGGAAUGUCGUACACUGACCGGCUGUCUCCUGAGGAUGCCAACUUUGUUGAUGCCAUUCACACCUUCACGCAACAGCACAUGGGUCUGAGUGUGGGGAUCAAGCAGCCGGUCGCCCAUUAUGACUUCUAUCCAAAUGGAGGCACCUUCCAACCUGGCUGUCACAUCAAGAAUUUAUAUGAUCAUCUGUCUCAAUAUGGACUGUCAGGUUUUCAACAGAGUGUGAAAUGUGCACACGAGAGAUCUGUGCACCUGUUUAUUGACUCGUUGUUGAACGAUGACAAGCAGAGUGUGGCCUACUGGUGCAACGACAACAACUCCUUUGACAAGGGCAUCUGCCUGGACUGCCGCAAGAACCGUUGCAACACGCUGGGCUACAACAUCAAGAAGGUCCGAACCGGAACCAGCAAAAGACUCUAUCUAAAGACGCGCUCCCACAUGCCUUACAAAGUCUAUCACUACCAGUUCAAGAUCCAAUUCAUCAACCAAAUUGAGCAGCUGGAACCCAUGCUUACUAUCUCUCUGAUGGGUACAAAAGAUGAUGUUCAAAACUUGCCAAUCACUCUAGUUGAGGAAAUAACUGGCAACAAAACGUACACUUUCCUAAUCACCCUGGACACAGACAUCGGUGACCUGAUGGUUCUCACGUUUAAAUGGGAAGGCUCUGCAGUUUGGGCCAACUUCUGGAACAAGGUCCAGACUAUCAUGCCUUGGAGAAAAGGGAGGAAGGACCCGGAGCUCAAUGUGGGGAGAAUCCAGGUCAAGGCUGGUGAAACACAGAAAAAGACCUCAUUCUGCUCUCAGAGCGACGACAGCAUGCAUAUACUGCUGACUCAAGAGAAAACCUUUGUGAGGUGCGAGAGAAACAGCAACAGGGGGAAGAAGAAGAAAAUCACACUUGCAUGAUGAAACUCUGUUACACUUGGUGACUGGGAAAUAUUACAAUUAAAACUUUUAUGGAACUCCUUUUAUUAUUAUUAUUAUUAUUAUUAUUAUUAUUAUAAAGGUUACUGUUACUUCUCGGGGCAUUCUGUCUUAGGAUAUAAAUGUAUUUUGUGGAUAGUUAUAUGUUGAGGUUCUCUGGUAAUAGCUGAAACAGCAGAUUUGGCUGAACAUUCUCAAGGCUGGCUGCUCGUGGAUUGCCCGGUCCAAGUUCUUUCAUCAGUUCAUUCGCUUUUCAUAGAUGCAGGUUCCUUUUUCCUGGCCUGCAAGUUUUGAUCCGCCAUGCCCUUCCACUGAACCACUAUCUGUUCUGGCUAUUGCUACACAUCCCAAAUACAAGAGCAUUAUUAUCGAACCGCUUUGAAUCGAGCAAUUCUUUGAUUGCAGUUAACUUGGAUGUGUCUAGAAUGGUGCGAAAUGUUUACACAACAUAUCUUAAUUUUUGUCCUGUAAUUCAGUAAUUUCCAAAGCAUUUUAAUGUCAUUGGGGUAAUUCCUGCUGGUCUUUUAAAUAUGAUGUUGCAGUUCUAGAGAAAUAGGAGACCCACACCCUUACAGAUCAGAGUGGGCUACUCCACAGCAAUUAGAGGAGCAAACUCCACCUUGAAUGAAAUGUUUAAUGAGGAGAUUUAAUGAGGAGUGUUUUUUUAAAAAGACAUAUAACUGUAUGUAUUGCAGUAUUAGAAAUACUAUGCCCAAUAAAGUUUUUUUUAUUAUUAUUAUUUAAAUGUGUAUUUUGUUUCAUUCAAUUAGGAUGGGUUGGAACCCCUUAAAUGGAUACAAAUAGCUGAACUAAAGUUUGCCCCUCCCAUUAUUAUGUUCUUCAAUGCAAGUAAACCUGUCUACUGAACACAAGCCCAUACAAAAUCAAGAUGCAGCACUAUACUACUUCCACAGGGAGAGUUCAGAACCCAGUCAGAGACAGGCAGACAUUUGAUGCAAGUCUGUCAUAUAAUUUCCUUACAGUUAAGAACAUAUUAUCCAGCUCUUUAGACAAUCUGAGCUUAUUAAAAUGUCAAUAAAAUAAUUUAUUUAAAAACGCAAAGUUGAUAUUCCCACCACAGACAGAUUGUAAUUCUCAGCCAGCUCAUAUAAAAGUUAGUAUUUUCACUGUCCAGGUUAUAGUCAGACAGGGAAAACAGUGGAAAAAGAGAGUCCACUAGAUGGCUUAACAUCACUGUGUAUAACAAGUCUACAUGGCAAGCAAGGUUCAGGGUGGCGGAUGACUUUUUUUCUCAUAGUAGUAAAAAGUGGUGACAAUCAUAACGGUGAUGGAAGGGAAUGUACUGUAGGAAGAGGAAAAGAACUAGAACACAGGUCUUUUCAGCUUCUGUUAUUUUACCAAUCUGAACACAAAGCUUAGCUCUAAUCUGAUUUCUCCUAUUCAUGCUAAUUGGUUUAUUUAUUCAGUUUUUCUUCCCAAUUUGAAAUCUUCAAUUUGAAUGCCCCGCCCCCAUGAAGCCAAUUACCAAGUCUGAGAAGUCCCUGCAUGGACUCAUUGGUCACUUGACCAGUUGUGAUCGCUGAAUCUCCACGCGUUGAAUUAGCCAAGGAGCCCAAAGACCAAAGCAGUUCUUUUGAGCUUCCAGGCAAGACUGUGAAGUUGGCAGGAGCAGGAUUCAAACCACACUCGCCCAGCGCUUCAAGCAGUGUUGCUUUAACUAGGUGAGAAUCAACUCGGUGCACCAUAAACUCUAGCACUGAAAGCCUGGAUCACCUGCUGCUGAACAAAUGCCCACCAAAACCAUUUUGAUCAAGUCUAUUUUAUUAAUGCAUUUCAAGUACUUCAAAAACAAAAAAAACCUUACAUAUUCUUUUGCACAAUACUUUUUGUAACUUUAGUAAAAAUUUCCAAAGUGAACAAAGAAAAAAAAGAGAAAAGAAAGAUACUGUAUAAAACACAGCGGACAAUAAAAACCGGACAGUAGUAUUAGAUUUUUUUUUUCUUCUUGUGAUUUCAGUUAACAUCACCUACCACAUUUCAUCUCAAACUGGACAGUUCAGUGCACGUUUCUUUCAGCAAAGACUUUAUUCUACGGAGACUUAAUAAAAAUAAAACCCAAAGGCAGUUCACAUCUGCCAGAACCCUACCACAGAAGAAUACAAAUGGCAAAAAAAAAAAAAAAAAAAAACAGAAUUACAAGUUCUGUAAUGCCUCACACUCAACAGGUUUACUAAUGGCCCAUUCUGGGGUAAAUAGAAAGUUUUAUUAUCAACCACAAACCCAUUUCAACCUGCACAAACAGAUACAUCUUAAAUUUAAAAAAUGGACGCUGUGUUUUUCUUUUAACUCCAAAUACACGUUCAUUUGAAAUGUUAUUUAGUACAAGACUGUCUGGUUUUCAUAUACAAAAUCUGCCUCUAUAUGGUUAUAUAUAUAUAUAUAAUAUAUAUAUAUAUAUAUAUAUAUAUAUAUAUAUAUAUAUAU
Polyodon spathula (Mississippi paddlefish) is the source of this 4197-nucleotide messenger RNA. RefSeq names its product hepatic triacylglycerol lipase-like. The record is from RefSeq and is a predicted model, not a curated record. Gene Ontology annotation, molecular function: apolipoprotein binding; triacylglycerol lipase activity. Gene Ontology annotation, biological process: lipid metabolic process. Bases 16 to 1734 code for a protein of 572 amino acids. The transcript has 10 exons. Lineage: Eukaryota; Metazoa; Chordata; Actinopteri; Acipenseriformes; Polyodontidae.